Neocloeon triangulifer is the source of this 667-nucleotide messenger RNA. RefSeq lists its product as uncharacterized. Lineage: Eukaryota; Metazoa; Arthropoda; Insecta; Ephemeroptera; Baetidae. The record is from RefSeq and is a predicted model, not a curated record. The coding region runs from base 138 to 584 and encodes 148 amino acids. The transcript has 2 exons.
UCAAGAAGUUUUGUGCCAUGCAAAGUGCUGAUUUAGCAAAACAACCAAAGUAAGAAAACUUUUUGCAAACCUUCUUUCAAACUCACUCUUGAGCCAGACGCCCGCCAUCCGUGCUUGCAAUCAGACAAGGCAGAGAAAUGAUAAUAAGAAUUACUCAAAUUUUGGUCGUGCUCUUGGUGAUUCACAUUCAAAACUCUGAAUCGACGGAGGCUGAUGUGACUAUUAGUUUAACUAAACGUGAAACAGCAACCCCAGGACAGUCUCCCGCAACGAGUCCCUCAUUAGACUUGACGGCUAAUAAAGGCACUGCACUUCCAGAAGGAAAGAAAGCAAUGCAGCGUUGCUGUGUUAAGAGAAGGAAAGUGUCAUUGAGAAAUAGGAGGAAAAGAGCAGACAAGAUAACUUCGGUACAACUGAAGGAGUUGAGAUCAAGGACAAGAAAAAGGCAGGCAAAGAAGCAAGCCUUGGAGCAGAAAGUGGCACUCCGGUGUGGCCCUGAAAGAAAUGCCCGGCAGCAGCAGCACCUGCGCGACCUGAUGAUGAUUUUCGCUGAAUUACUGAAUGAAGCACUGAAGGGAUGUUAAAUUAUGUGCAAUUUUUCUUUCCUUUUUUUUUAAAGAAAAUCAUUUUCUUUCUUUGAAAUCACAUUAAAGAUUUUUAUUCCAUA